Aureobasidium namibiae CBS 147.97 is the source of this 780-nucleotide messenger RNA. RefSeq lists its product as uncharacterized. The annotation marks the transcript as partial. The record is from RefSeq and is a predicted model, not a curated record. The transcript is spliced from 2 exons. Lineage: Eukaryota; Fungi; Ascomycota; Dothideomycetes; Dothideales; Saccotheciaceae.
UACGCCCAAACGCCGCUCAACACCAUCAAGGUAUACAAACACAGAGCUGCCUACGACUACCAAACAAUCCACUCCAUCUUCGCCUCGACUCUUGUCUCCCACGUCUCCUUCAUCUCUACCGACUCCGACAGCGACCCAACACCAAUAAACCUGCCCUUGACUGCCGUACUAGGCCGCUACGAUCCCUCCCAUCCUCUACCAUCCCACCCUUCUUCCCGAGAAUCUGCACACCGUGCCGAUCUGGACCGCCCCUUGGACCUCUACCUCCACGGCAACGUAGCAAUGAUGCUACGCCGUGCCAUCACCAAAUCCAGCGGCGCAGGCAUCAAAGUAUGCAUCUGCUCCACAAAAGUCGACGGCGUAGUGGUGAACUUCACACCCAAUGGCCAUUCCCUGAACUACAGAUCCGCAGUCAUCCACGGUAUCGCUGAAUUGGUCACGUUGCCAGAAGAAAAAGAAUUCGCCAUGCAUUUACUCACUAACCAUAUGAUUGCUUCCCGCUGGCAAAACACCAACCCUACGACUCCCUCAGCGCUCAAAAGCAUUCAAGUCAUGCGCGUGAGCAUCACUUCUGCCUCCGCAAAGGUCAGAGCAAAGAAUAUGGGCUUAGCGGACUCUUGCGAUAUCGCUGCAGAGAGGGAUGACAUAUAUACUGGGGUAUACCCUUUAUACGAGGUCUUGGGUGAGCCAGUGCAAAGUGGAUAUUCACCCGGCAGACCCGUGCAAGAGCAUUUGGAAGAGUGGAUGCAAAGGAGAAAUGCAGAGGAGAAAGAGUAUGCG